Molecule: messenger RNA, 2451 nt
Organism: Sphaerodactylus townsendi
Lineage: Eukaryota; Metazoa; Chordata; Lepidosauria; Squamata; Sphaerodactylidae
Product: monocarboxylate transporter 2-like
Exons: 6
Coding region: 208-1590 (460 amino acids)
Biological process (GO): monocarboxylic acid transport; transmembrane transport
Cellular component (GO): membrane
Molecular function (GO): monocarboxylic acid transmembrane transporter activity
Source: RefSeq, a predicted model, not a curated record
GAAAGAGGCGGGGCGCUUGGAGGGGAAAGGAAAAGUAACCUUCGGGGCUUCCCCAGCCUUUUCGCGCCACGUGGCAGGUCGCGGGCGCCAACAAACCCCGGUCCCCACCAGGAGGGCCACGCGCUCCCGCAGAAAAGAAAGUUCUGUGCAGAGGUUUUUUGUAGGGCUUCCAGAGAAAUACUUUCAGGGACUUAAUUGAGCCCUGACAUGCCACCUCCAGCAGACUCAGGAUUACCCUAUACCCCUCCAGAUGGUGGAUGGGGAUGGGCAGUGGUAUUUGGAGCCUUUAUAUCCAUUGGAUUUUCAUAUGCUUUCCCUAAAGGCAUAUCAAUAUUCUUCAAAGAAAUCCAGGAUUUCUUUGGCACAUCCUACAGUGAGAUUGCAUGGGUGUCUUCAAUUAUGUUGGCUGCUACCUAUGGUGGAGGUCCCAUUAGCAGUAUUUUAGUGAACCGGUACGGUAGCCGACCAGUGGUCAUAUUCGGCGGGCUGCUAUGUGGUAUAGGGAUGAUCUCAGCUGCCUUCUGCACAAGCAUUUUUCAGCUGUACAUUUGUGCUGGAUUCAUCACAGGACUUGGCCUUGCCCUUAACCUCCAGCCUUCUGUGAUCAUCAUUGGAAAAUACUUCUUGAAAAGACGACCAAUCGCCAACGGCCUUGCCAUGGCAGGAAGUCCUGUCAUGCUGUGUACACUUGCCCCUAUGAACCAGCUCCUUUUUGAACACUUUGGCUGGAGGGGAAGCUUUCUUAUUCUUGGGGCAAUUCUCCUGAACUGCUGUGUGGCUGGGGCUCUCUUCAGGCCCAUUGGAGCAGCGACAGGCCCUGCCAAGAGCCCAAAAGAGAGGCUGGCUAUAGAGACUCUGGAAAAGCAGCCAGAAGUAGGAACAGCUGAACUUCCUGGCCUCAGUGAUGAAGAAAGUGAGGACAGAGACUGCUGUGAAAACUUUAACAAGUACCUUGAUUUAUCCCUUUUCAAGCAUAGGGGCUUCCUGAUAUAUCUAGUAGGAAACGUGCUCAUGUUUUUGGGAUUUUUUGCCCCAAUUGUCUUUUUGGCUCCAUACGCAAAGCACCUUGGAAUUGACGAAUAUUCCGCGGCCUUCCUGUUAUCCAUCCUUGCCAUUGUUGAUAUGUUCACUAGACCAACAGCUGGACUCAUUGCCAACAGCAAAUGGGUGAGGCCAAAGAUUCAGUAUUUUUUUAGCUUCUCAAUCAUUUUUAACGGAGUCUGCCAUCUCCUGUGCCCUUUGGCAACCACCUACACCGGCCUAGUAGUGUAUUCAGUCUUUUUUGGCUUGGCUUUUGGCAUGGUUUGUGCAAUGCUGUUUGAAACUCUCAUGGAUCUUGUUGGUGCCAGCCGAUUCACAAGUGCCGUUGGACUGGUCACCAUAGUAGAAUGUUGUACCAUACUGCUUGGGCCACCUAUCGGAGGAACCCUUAUCGACACUUUCGGGGACUACAAAUACAUGUUCAUUAAAUGCGGUGUGGUGAUGACCUUGGCUGGGUUGUUCCUGUUCAUCAUGAAUUACUACAAUUACAGGAUGCUUGCAAAAGAGGAGAAAAGGAAAAAAAAUGAAGUAGCCAAAGUCAGAGAAUGAGGAGGGCAACACCCAGAACACAGAACUGAUACAGGAUGGCACUGAACAAGUCCUUCUAAGAGCUGAAGGAAAAAUCCCAGUCACACAAAUAAGUCCUAAGCCUGCUUUAUGAGCCUCUGCCCGAGAAACUGCUCUUUUGUGUUUGUUUCUUAAAGUGACCAUAAGUGAAUCACAUGACAUUCCUGUUCUGCCUUUCUAUGCUAUAUUGGACUUUGUGUUUGGUCUAAAAGCCCAGAAGGAAAUAACAAGCCUAGUUCUGUGGGAAUCCCUGGGAAAUAUGUGGUGCUUGGCUCUGCACUACUGCAGAUCAAUCUAAAUUGUCUUCUAUAAGUUUCUGUCACAGAUGAGUACAAUGGAUACUUUUUCCUCAUUUAGACUAGUUCCAGCCUCAAGAUGCUUUGAAAGUCAUGCAAAAAUUGAGGGGAAAUCACCAUGAUUUCCUCAGGACUGGCCUAUGUUGGACAUUAUGCUCUCAGUUCACUGCUUUGGCACAUGCAUGAAAGAACUUGUUUGGGGUAGAAAAAACUGUCAUGUUAUGCACGUAAACAAAAUGGCUCCUUCUCUUUGUCUGCUGUGUGGACAGGCAGGAUACACUGCAUCUGCACUUCAUCUGGCAGUCUGUCACUUUGAGUGAUGUUAUAACAUGCACACAUAGCCAGUGUCAGCAUAAGCUGAGGUGGGGAAGCUACUGGGGCCCAGGGCUUCUGGUGGGGCACAUUGCUGCCAACCUUUGCCCCACAUGCUUGCCCAACAAUCUAUAAGUGUGCUCUUCUCUUGUCUGCUACCUGCACUCUUUGCCAGCGUGGUGUAGUGGUUAAGAGCAGGUGAAUUCUAAUCUGGAGAACCGGGUUUGAUUCCCCA